Molecule: messenger RNA, 1917 nt
Organism: Lathyrus oleraceus (garden pea)
Lineage: Eukaryota; Viridiplantae; Streptophyta; Magnoliopsida; Fabales; Fabaceae
Exons: 4
Coding region: 1-1917 (638 amino acids)
Source: RefSeq, a predicted model, not a curated record
AUGUGUACUACACUAUUUAGACCUAAUGGAAAGACAAACGGAGGGGGACGGAACAAAGAGAACGAGAGAAUCAAGAUUUUUGGAGAACGGAGAUCAUCAAGCGCGAAAAGCAAAUUCACUCUUCACUUACCAACCAAAGAACCAGAACGAUUGUUGCGAGCACAAAUCAGAAAAGCCAGACACGACAGACUGGAAGUGACAGAAGAACCGCUGAUAGUUUCUGAUUUUGAGAAAGAGGGAACCGUUUCAAUUCAUUCGGAACACUCUGAUUCUGAAAAUUCGGAUACCGAGUCUGAAACUGUGGCAGCUGCCCCACCUCAUGUGGAGAGACUAUUAGGUGAUUAUGGGGGAGCUAAUGCCCCGCUUGGAAGGAUGACAAUAGUGAAUCAACCAGUCAAUGUUGCCCACUUUCAACUUCACUCCUCAACGAUACGGCAACUUGAAAGGAGACCUUUCUCAGGAAAAAUUAACGAAGAUGCCAACAAGCAUUUGCAGAGGUUUCUUACGAUGACUACGUCGUUAAAGAUUGAGGGGCAUUCUGAGGAAGCUAAGAAGCUGGUCAUGUUUCCGUUUACAUUGUCAGAAGAUGCUGAAGAGUGGUUCUACUCUUUACCUGCUGGAAGCAUCACAACUUGGCAACAGAUGGAGACAACGUUUCUCAACGAGUACUUUCCGGCUUCUAAUUUUGUAAAUGGUCUUCGGCUGAAGACUAAGCAACUCAUUGACACAGUAGCUGGUGGCUCAACCAAUUUUACAACAGCCACUGGUAUUAAAAAGAUUAUCGAAGCCAUUGCAGCCAAUGAGCACCUAGAGUUGUAUGACCGCAGUGUUAGUCAACCCGAAGGGAUAAUUGACCUGAAAUUGGCAAACCAAGUGGUGAAGAUGGAAGAUCAAAUAGCAGCUGAAGUAGAAAGGAGACUGAAGAAGAUGGCUAUUGAUACCCAAACUGUUGCACAGGUUCAACAGGUUCAACCAACUCACACUAGUAAUUGCGAAAUUUGUGGAGGACCUCAUCUUACCGUACAUUGCGUUGCUACCGCACAACAAAUUGAGGAGAUCAAGUUUCUUAGGCAGAACAACCCUUAUUCAAACACAUACAAUCCGGGUUGGAAAAACCAUCCUAAUUUCUCAUGGAAGGAUCAACAAGGAAAUGUGCAGAACCAACCACAGCAACAACAAUUUCGACCUCAGCAACAACAACCGUAUCAACAACAUCAACAACAGUUUCAGCAACAGGUACCAAGAAAAGCUGAUUGGGAGCUUGCCAUUGAGAAGAUGGCCGCUCAAAGCUCUCAAUUUCAAGAAGAGACUCGGAGUAAUUUAAAGAACACAAGUGCUUCAAUUAAGAAUCUUGAAAUCCAGAUGAGUCAGAUAGCCCAACAACUAGCGGGCUCUCCACAACAGGGAGUUUUACCAAGUUCUACGGUUACUAAUCCAAGAGAAAAUAAUCAUGUGAAUGCGGUGACCACAAGGAAUGGUAAGUCAAAAGAAAUACCUGAGAAGAGUUCUGAAGAAGAAGACUUAUUGCUUGAAGUUGAUCUAGAGAUAAAAGAAAAUGAGGUUGCAAAUGAAGAGGUCAUUCAUGAUGAACGAGUGGUUAAAGAUAAAGUGAUUGAUCCAAAACCGGCCGUCAAACUGCCAUUCCCAACAAGAAAUAAGAAGAAAGGGCAGCAUGAGAAAAACUUUGAGAAGUUCUUGGAAAUGUUUAAAAAGCUUGAGCCAAACAUUCCUUUCUUGGAGGCGCUUGAGCAAAUGCCUACCUACGCAAAGUUCAUGAAAGACAUCAUCUCGAAGAAGCGGACCAUAGAGACUAACCCGAUUAUUCUAACGGAAACUUGUAAUUCCAUUUUGCAGGGUAUGAAGGUUCCGGUGAAAAAAAAGGAUCGAGGUUCUCUGACUAUUCCGUGUGCCAUAUGA